Spodoptera littoralis (African cotton leafworm) is the source of this 1494-nucleotide messenger RNA. NCBI's taxonomy places the organism in Eukaryota, Metazoa, Arthropoda, Insecta, Lepidoptera, Noctuidae. The record is from the annotation of a GenBank genome assembly.
AUGAUUACAGAAGUCAUAACGUAUUUGUUAAGUUUUCUCAUAUUGUACGUUAUAUUUGAAUUUAAGAAGAUACAUUAUAAUUUUAAGAAACAUGGAAUUAAGUUCAAGGCUGGCUACCCGAUAUUUGGAAAUACCUUUAACAGUACGUUCCUUUUCAAACAUCUUAUCGAGGAUAUUGAUGCAGUGUAUACGGCAUUCCCUGAGGAAAGAUACGUUGGUUUUAUAGAAGGCAUGAAGCCUAUCAUAUUAGUUAGGGACCCUGAGCUCAUGAAGAUCAUCACAAUUAAGGAUUUCCACUACUUUGUGAAUCGCAAGGAGAUGUUCCCGAAAGAGAUCGAGCCUUUACUGGGGUCUAGUCUUUUGAAUAUGGAAGGCGAGGAAUGGCGUAAGAUGCGUAGUCGUCUUAGUAGUGCAUUCAGUGGCUCCAAAAUGAAAUGUAUGCUACCCUUCAUGGUGGACGUUACCAAAAAUAUUUUACGUUAUUUAGACGACCAUCAACUUGAAGACAUAGAUGUGCUGGACCUGAUGCGGCGCUACAACACAGACGCCGUGGCUUCCACUGGCUUUGGUCUCCACGUCAACUCAAUCAGAGAUAGAGACAAUAAGUUCUUUGCUAUUGGUCAAAGAGCGGCGACCUUCACAUUUUGGAGACGAAUGUACUAUUUUAUAACGAUACAGUUUCCAGCUGUGGCUAAAAUUAUGCAAUUUUUAGGUAUCGAACUUCUUUCAUCAGAAGGCACCGAGUUCUUCAGAAAUAUUGUUGCCGAUACAAUAGCUUAUAGGAAAAAGAAUGAUGUAGUGAGGCCUGAUUUCAUUCAUCUACUAAUGGAGGCCGCACAAGAUUUAACUUUAGAUGAAAUCACUGGUCAAAUAUACUUUGCUUUUCUAGCAAGUUAUGAGUCUAGUUCAAGUACUCUGAUGAUGUGCAUCCACGAACUAGCUCUCCGCCCAGAUAUAGCAGAAAAAUUGUACCAGGAGAUUAGAACAAAGCAGGAGAAAUUUGGAGAUCUAAAUUAUGAAUGUAUUAUGGAGUUAAAAUAUAUGGAUUGCGUGUUAAAUGAGGCGACGAGGAAAUGGUCUGUAGCUGUAGUUAUGGACAGAGUUUGUACUGAGUCCUACGUGUUACCUCCUCCGAGAAAGAAUGGUACGCCUUAUUUGGUUCAGCCAGGGGACGUAGUUUAUAAUGUGGUGAACUCAAUCCACAUGGACGAGACGUACCAUCCAUCACCAGACACCUUCGAUCCUGACAGAUUUUCUGACGCAAACAAGUAUAACAUAAACUCCUUCACACACAUGCCUUUUGGAAUGGGACCUAGAAGUUGUCUAGGAAUGCGAUACUCAAUGCUGAAAAUGAAAGUGUUGCUAUGCCAUAUAAUUCUAAACUACAAAAUAGUUCGAUGUAAAAGAACCUCCGAUCCACUUCGUUUGCAACCACUGGACUUCAGCGUCAGGGCUAUUGGAGACACUUACGUGCAAUUUCAGAGAAGACCAUGA